Molecule: messenger RNA, 1208 nt
Organism: Pyricularia grisea
Lineage: Eukaryota; Fungi; Ascomycota; Sordariomycetes; Magnaporthales; Pyriculariaceae
Exons: 2
Coding region: 117-464 (115 amino acids)
Biological process (GO): mitochondrial respiratory chain complex IV assembly
Cellular component (GO): mitochondrial inner membrane
Source: RefSeq, a predicted model, not a curated record
UACCAAUGUAAGAGGUAGCCUUGGGAACAACAUCGUACACAGUGCUACGAUAACGGGCUUUUCUUUUCCAACGUUCAAUCAGAUUUUACCCGAACAGAUCGCAAAACCUCACGACAAUGGCCAUCUUCUCCAACAAGAAAUUCCGCGGCGCGGCGGACGCGAACAAGCUAGGCAUCAAAUACCGAACCGCGAUGCAAAAAUACCCAUUCUUGCUCUUCGGGUUGCCAUUUAUUAGCAUAAUAGUGGCAGGAUCGUUCGUCCUCACUCCCGCAACUGCCAUCCGAUACGAAAAGCACGACCGACGGGUCAGGCAGAUGACAAAAGAGGAAGAACUGGGACUGGGCAAGGACAGAAGACAGGUCGACAUUAGGGAGGAGUACUACAGGCUCGCAGCCAAGGAUCUCGAUAAUUGGGAACAGAAGCGAGUGGAGCGAUUCAAGGGCGAGAGCGACGGCAAGCUAUGAUGGAUUCCAACUCAACAAAUCAACACCACAUACGUAUGCGUGGAGCAAUGGAUGACUCCCGAGUCUUCAACGGGAGCCAAUAGAUGAUGUCGCCGCCUAAUGGGCGCAUGUCAGAAAUUUACGAGCAGAUCCCAUCCCUAACCAGGACGAUCAGUUGGCAGUGCUGUGCCGCUCCAGAACGUACGCCGAACUGGCGGGGUUGAGGACUUUGUCUCAUUGAAAGCAAAGGGAUACUGUUGCAUGUCGAUCAACAGGUCUGUCAGCGACUGGCUUUGCUCAGCAAGUUCCUAACAAGGUCUUAGCGGAUUUCUCUUGAAACUUUUUUUUAUUUUGAUGUGGCGCCCCUAGCAGGCCUUAGAGGGCUUGUCAGCCACUGGCAGUUAUGCUUCGGCCGUGUCGUGCUGCAUUGGUUAUCUGGUGUACUACCUUGCCUUUUUUGCCUUUAACCAGGCACGAAAGCACGUUUCUUCGGGCUUCCAAAGCUAUAGCCUUGACCCAAGGUACCCUACAGGGUCUCACUUAAAGCGGUAGUCAUCUUACCCCUGAGCUGCAAGGGUGGGACCAAACUUUAUAGUUUCCUAUCGGCGAACCUUUGAGGUCUUGUUCUGUAACAAAUUGAGGAAUGUGGGUGUAUUUUGCUGUAUCCUAGAAAACCUGGGGACCUGGCGAUCACCAAAACACUAGUCACAAACUCUCAAGUGCCGGGGGGCGUUCACGGGGCGAAGUCACAGGCGGCCUCGGGCG